AUGUCGGCUUUGCCUGGUGCCGGAACCGAGACUCCAGGUUUGGCGACGAUGCGAUUGGCAUCUACAUCUAUGGGCUCAAGGGAUGUCACGACUGUCCCAACGGUGCAUCUUGAUGCUUCGACUGCACUCGAUGACGCAUUUACACCGAAUCGGGGACCUCUGGAUGAAGUUGAAGGAUUAUUAGGGCUGUGGUGCAUUGACAAAGGUAUCUCUGUCUCGUCCUUGAUCUUCAAGGUCAAUACGCGCCUAACGGAUGUCCUUUCCACUCCGUUACCGCCAAGGCCGCUACGUUCAGAGCUGGAGGACCAGCUUAUGCAGCACCUUUUAACGACGUCGCCAGACAACGCACGCAACGAAGCCGACCGCACCCUCCUUCGCUCGCUCUUUGGUCGAUAUCGAGCAGUGCCGAAAUCCCUCAGAGACGACCAGACGGCCAUGGUUUUGGCUGCCCUGUGUCUCGCCCGGUUUGAACAGCUCCGUCGAACAAUGAACGACGGCAUGUCGGUCACUAGUUUGGACACGCCUCGCGAAGACAUCACCUAUUACCAAAUGGCCUGCCAAGCCCUCUCAGAUUGGAACCGCCCAUCACUUGCCGCCAUCUGGGCUCUCUACUACCUUGUCAUGUACACAACUGGCAUGGCAGGUCCAAACGAGACUAAGGACCUCAUCAGGCAGUGGGCAUGGCAGAUAACCGAGCUCGGCAUCCACCGCAGGGAGACGGCGUCACUCUACCAGCCACAUGACCACGUCCAGUCGCUGUUUGGCGCCUACUUCUACACCGAUAUGUUUCGUGCACACCUUACCGACCUUCGACCAUGCCUACCAUUCGAUGCCUUUGAUGUGGACCCCGCCCCUCCUCCGCGAAUGUUCCCGGAAUGUCUAACAGAGUGCUCGUACUUUACUGCCAAGUUUCUGGCCGACCUUGCAGAUCCGGGCAUUGAUACCACGUCGCAUGCGUAUGUCACUUCGGCAGAGGCGACAUGGAUGCCCAACAUGCGUGAACUGCGCCAUUCUAAAGACGUUGGCACGCCAAAAUACAUUGUUGCCUGGUCGCAACUGCGGUACAACUGGCUCCGUUGCCUGCUCUAUAUUCCACACUUGCAGCACCAAAACCUGGCCCCCAAUGCCUUUUCCACUAUAGGCCGAGCAGUCGGGCAGAUUCUCAACACGUAUGUCGACCUCAUCAGCAUCAACCACCUCAACCCGUCAUGGCCGCAGUUGCAGCGUCUGGUCAUUACAGGCCAGCUACUUAUUCUUUGCUAUGACGCCGGCGAGUUCCACAAACGAGAAGGACAGCAACUAUUCCAGCUCAUGAUCGACCUCCUUGACAAGCACCAGAAUACUUGGCCCGUCUGCUCAGACCUGAUCCUGGGUUUUCAAGCGGCGGCACAGGCAUUUGACAUUGUCGUUAGCCCUGAGUUAUCACUGCCCUUCGACCCUCAGUCGGUGGGCAGCGUGGACAAUGUCAACCUUUCGUUCUUCCCCUACGACCUCGGCCUCGACUUCGACUUCUCCGCGUUUCUCUGA
Molecule: messenger RNA, 1527 nt
Organism: Apiotrichum porosum
Lineage: Eukaryota; Fungi; Basidiomycota; Tremellomycetes; Trichosporonales; Trichosporonaceae
Exons: 6
Coding region: 1-1527 (508 amino acids)
Source: RefSeq, a predicted model, not a curated record